AUGACCACCCCCGACCGCUCUUUACUCGACGAUGCCGUCGUCGACCCCUCAACACCCACCGCCAUUGCCGACAGCCAGCUCGCCCCGCAGAGCCACGUCGACGCCCUCGAUGACAUCCUACUCUCCUCGCUGCACGACCUGCACUUCAUCCUCUCGCCGAGCACCACCAUCCUGCGCGUCUCGGCCAACUGCCUCAACCUGCUCGGCUGCGAGCCGAACCUGCUGCUGGGCCAGCGCCUGGCUGCCCUGGUCCACAAGGAUGACGCCCACGUCUUCUCCUCCGAGAUCGACGACGCUCUGCUGCGGCCCAGCAACAGUGUCCUCAUCGACAGCGGCGCCUUUGACGCCUCCCUCUCCACCGUGGCCCCACGCCGCCCACCCUUCCGCUUCUACUGCCGCAUCCGCAGCGUCGUGCACCUCGGCAGCGACUACUCGGCCUUCGAGCUGGUCGGCCACUACCAGGUCAAGAUGCCCGCCUCGCUGUCACCGCUGCAGCUGAUGAUGCCCCCGCCCGGCAUCAUCUCCAUCACCGCCCGCCCCGCCUUCUCGCGCAAGGGCCGCCUGAUGGACGGCAUGCUCGAGUUGAAGAUGGAGCAGAUCCGCCUCGUGCGCCUGAUCCGCAAGAUGCGCCGCGAGGCCGAGGAAGGCCACUACGAGGGCGACGACGAAGAAGAAGAGGCCGUGUUGACCAUUGCCGCGACCCCCGCGCCGAUGCACCACCAUCACUCGUUCCAGCAAGUCGAGGAACGGGUGUUGUUGAAGUCCACCCGCCGCCCCUCGACUCCUGGCGGCGCGUCGAAGCGCUCCCGCAGCAGCCCGCCGCGACUGACCUGGAUGGCUUCGACCGCCGAGCAGCAGCAGCAGCAACCGGAACAACAAACCGAACCAGAGCCCAUCAGCUCGCCCUGGAACACACAAUCCAACGGCGACGCCUCGCCCGGUGACGCCUCGCCAAAGGUCAAGCUGGGAGAUGCCGGCAUCCCGUUCUUCAUCAGACCGGAGGGAUAUGAGAGGAAGACGAGCGAUGUUCCGAGGCAGCCCAAACGCAAGUUUGUGGCCAAGGACUAUUGUUGCUCCAGGUGUGGGACUGUGGAGAGUCCAGAGUGGCGGGCUGGCCCCGACGGACCGAAAACUCUUUGUAACGCUUGUGGCCUGAAGUAUGCGAAGGAACAGAAGAGGGCAGAAAAAUUGAAGCAAGAUGUGGUUCCAUAA
This is a messenger RNA of Lasiodiplodia theobromae, 1212 nucleotides long. RefSeq names its product White collar-2 protein. The record is from RefSeq and is a predicted model, not a curated record. Gene Ontology annotation, biological process: regulation of DNA-templated transcription. The transcript has 2 exons. Bases 1 to 1212 code for a protein of 403 amino acids. Gene Ontology annotation, molecular function: sequence-specific DNA binding; zinc ion binding. NCBI's taxonomy places the organism in Eukaryota, Fungi, Ascomycota, Dothideomycetes, Botryosphaeriales, Botryosphaeriaceae.